UAGAUACGCAAACUAUAGAUUAUAUAAUAAAACUAGUCUUCAAAAUCUUCGUCACCAUUAUCCUCAAAAUUCUUCCAAAGAAGAUUGUAAAUAUGAGUUCUCCUCUCAUCCAUGAAAUCAAAGGGCAAGCAUUUCGGUUCUUGAAGGAGAAGAUUAAAACUGCAAGGCUAGCGCUCACAGAUGUUACACCAGUACAGUUAAUGACAGAAGAAGCCACAAAUGAGAAUCCAUGGCCACCAGACACGCGUUCCACAAGUAUAAUAGCACGAGCUGCCUUCGAAGUGGAUGAAUAUGAGAGAAUCAUAGAGAUUUUGCAUCGCAGGUUGUUGAAAUUCGAUAAAGGGUAUUGGAGAGCCUCAUACAAGGCUCUUAUUUUACUGGAACAUCUACUAACUCAUGGACCUAAAAGAGUAUCCGAGGAGUUUCAAUGUGAUAUAGAUGUUAUUGAAGAGAUUGGACAAUUUCAGUUCAUUGAUGAAAAAGGGUUCAACUGGGGUUUGAGAGUUAGAAAAUUAUCAGAAAGAAUAUUAAAGCUCUUAAGAAACAAGGAUUUUUUCACAGAAGAAAGAGCAAGAGCACGUAAUCUUUCUCAUGCAAUCAAAGGUUUUGGAAGUUUUAACCAACGAAGCUCAGCAAUAGAUGAAAGGUUAAGUGACUUACCUUCUAAGAUUUACGGGAGAUGUAAUUCUUACUAUGAUAAUCGUCAAUAUGAAAAAUAUGAUUUCACAAGCUUAGGAAAGAAACUCAGUACUGCAAAUGGAAAUGAAAGAGAGCAACAAAUACAUGAAGACAAUGACAAUUCAAAGCUCCUAAAGCAAGAAAAUGAUCCAAAUUCGGGAGAAGUCACAGAAGAAUAUCACCCCUUUAUUGAUGAUCGAGAGAAACGGACUACAGCAUCCCUGCUUUCUGUGUAAUGAGAUGUAACAAUAAUUUACAUAAUUUAGCACUUGAAGUGCGUGUAAGUUUGGUGAAGAGGGGUGCUUAUGGACAUCGUAGAAUCAAAGAAAGGGUGUAUAAAUAUGUACAAAUAAUUAAUUCACAUUUUACAGUAUUAAUCGAGCUCAAAUUUCAAAACCUUUA
Messenger RNA from Glycine soja, 1080 nucleotides. Its product is annotated as clathrin interactor 1-like. The record is from RefSeq and is a predicted model, not a curated record. The transcript is spliced from 4 exons. Bases 93 to 914 code for a protein of 273 amino acids. Gene Ontology annotation, biological process: endocytosis. Gene Ontology annotation, molecular function: clathrin binding; phospholipid binding. Gene Ontology annotation, cellular component: clathrin vesicle coat; plasma membrane; endosome. Lineage: Eukaryota; Viridiplantae; Streptophyta; Magnoliopsida; Fabales; Fabaceae.